Ambispora gerdemannii is the source of this 195-nucleotide messenger RNA. The record is from the annotation of a GenBank genome assembly. Lineage: Eukaryota; Fungi; Glomeromycota; Glomeromycetes; Archaeosporales; Ambisporaceae.
AUGGCACAUCAUUUAUCGUUAAUGAUAUUUGAUUAUCAAAUAAGCGAAUCCAGUGUAUUCAUGCCAACAAGCAAUAUCAAUGUACCGGAGGAAGCACCAAUAAAUGCUGAAGAUAUUAUAAAUGGCUUAAAACUUUCUUGCACGAAUAAUUAUUACCACCCGACGUUUGAGUUGGCGACGAUUCCGGAAUUAGCG